ACCUCGUCGGCGAUCCGCCGUGCGCCUGCCGCCGGCGGGAGGGGAACUCCGCCGGAGAUGUCGGUUCUCAUAGUGACCAGCGUGGGGGACAUCGAGGUGGACCUCCACACCGACAUGUGCCCCCUCACCACCAAGAACUUCCUCAAGCUCUGCAAAUUCCUGAGUGGUGCUAUGGCUAGUGAGUGGAGGAAGCGGAGUGGAUGACGCCACUUUGCUGCACAAGCCGGCGACUCUCAUGAGCGCGUCAAGGCAGUGAUCCACUAGCGGCAUCAAUGGUCGAGUGCAAGAAACCUUUUAACCUCAUGGAGGUGGUAGCCCACUGCUUCUCAGCUUGAGGAGAGUGGUGGCUGCUCGCAGUCUCGCAGAUGGGCGGUGAACAAAUCCAGCGAGAAGCUCUCCCCCGCACUGCUGAACAUUCUUGCAUGAGUUCAUCUGGGCAAAAGAGUGGAUGAAGUAUUAUAACGGGUGCCUGUUCCACAAGAUAGAGAAGGAUUUCUUGGCACAAACUGGGGACUCAACUGGAACAGGAGCUGGAGGCGACUCUGUAUACAAAUUCCUUUAUGGUGACCAAGCACGAUUUUUUGAUGAUGAGAUCCAUCCGGAGCUUAGGCAUUCUAAAAUGGGAACUAUUGCUAUGGCAAGUGCUGGUGAAAAUUGCAACGCCUCGCAGUUCUACAUCACCUUGCGGGAUGGCGUGGACUACCUCGAUGAUAAACACACUGUGUUUGGCAUGGUUGCUGAAGGCUUUGACACGAUUACAAAGAUUAAUGAAACAUAUGUUGAUGAUAAAGGGAGACCAUUUAAGGAUAUCAGGAUUAGACAUACAUAUGUCUUGGAUGACCCUUUUGAUGAUCCUCCUCAGCUCAGUAAACUUAUUCCUGAGAAUUCUCCUGUAGGGAAACCACAGGAUGAGAUUGCAGAAGAGCGCUUAGAGGAUAACUGGGUCCCUCCAGAUGAAACAGUGGCUCCUGAAGAACUCGAGGAUACUAUCCGCUCCAAAGAAGCACAUACAAAUGCUGUUAUUCUUCAGAGCUUAGGAGAUAUUCCAGACGCUGAGAUCAAACCACAAGACAAUGUUUUAUUUGUUCGUGAACUCAACAAAGUAACACAAGAUGAAGAUUUAUAUACAAUUUUUUCUCAUUUUGGCUCUGUGACGUCAGCUGAAAUAAUUCGUGACUAUAAGACUGGUGAUAGCUUAUGCUUUGCUUUUAUUGAAUUUGAGAAAAAGGAGGCAUGUGAGCGCGCAUUCUUCAUGAUGGACAAUUGUUUGAUUGAUGAUCGAAGAAUACGUGUUGACUUCAGCCAAAGUGUUUCAAAACAGUGGCGUCAGUUCAGACAAAGCAAAAGUAAUGCAAAUAAAGAUGGGUGCUUCAAGUGUGGCGCACUUGAUCUCAUAGCCAGAGACUGUGACCAGAGGGCUGAGCAGAAAAACAAAGGGCCAAAUUAUAUCCUGAAAGACGAAAACACUCAGCGCAGUGGGAACAAGCGUCGAAGCUACGAUCUUGUCUUUGAAGAUGGUGAAAACUAUAAUGGUCAGCAAGAUCUCCGAAGCGCUGACCGAAGAAAGAUCCAUAAGAUAGAUGAUCGAAGAUCAGGGUUGCCACCUCGGGGUGACCGUGAUAGGAUUAGCCGGGAGAGAACGCACAUUGAUGAGAAUGAUAAAGAAGGUAAUAGGGACCGAGGGAAUCAGAAGCAUGAGGACUACAACCGUUACUGUAAACCUGGUGAACGAAGCUCCAGUAGACAUGAUGAUCGUGGCUACAGCAAGCACGAGAGCAGAAGCAAAUAUAGGGAUGGCGAUGACGAUUACAGACGACAAUCAGGAGGCAGUCGAUAUGGCAGGGAUAAGUGCGAUGGUGAACGACGCUACAGAGGAGAUGAUGACCAUGGAAGGAGCAACCGCCACACGAGAUGAAAGUGAUAACAGGAAAAGAAGCCCAGACACUGGUAGUAGGCAUAGAAGAUAAGAUAGGGAGCACCGUGAGUGAGACGAGCAAACACAGGGAAAGAAGUCAGAGUGAUGAUAGUAUAUUGCUAAGGUAGCUCACGUAUAUUUUGUAUAGUUCUUUUUCUGUUACUUUACAUACGAGGAUUUCAGACGAAGACGGGUGAGAGAGAUUUUGACAGUUUUUUGCUCUCGUGUGUAAACUUCUCAGCUGAAUCUCACAUUUCAUCAUCUGGAGUCUGAUUACACCUUUCAUCUCU
Molecule: messenger RNA, 2205 nt
Organism: Oryza sativa Japonica Group (Japanese rice)
Lineage: Eukaryota; Viridiplantae; Streptophyta; Magnoliopsida; Poales; Poaceae
Product: peptidyl-prolyl cis-trans isomerase CYP59
Biological process (GO): protein peptidyl-prolyl isomerization
Cellular component (GO): nucleus
Molecular function (GO): RNA binding; peptidyl-prolyl cis-trans isomerase activity
Source: RefSeq, a predicted model, not a curated record